Messenger RNA from Perca fluviatilis (European perch), 1583 nucleotides. Its product is annotated as doublecortin domain-containing protein 2. The transcript has 12 exons. The coding region runs from base 196 to 1425 and encodes 409 amino acids. Gene Ontology annotation, biological process: intracellular signal transduction. Gene Ontology annotation, cellular component: microtubule organizing center; microtubule. The record is from RefSeq and is a predicted model, not a curated record. Lineage: Eukaryota; Metazoa; Chordata; Actinopteri; Perciformes; Percidae.
CAAAAGGAAGAAACCAGCAAACAGCACAGGCGGUGUAUAGGUUUCUUGGUGCUCAUGUGGAAGAAUUGGUUUCCAUAUCAGAUGCUAUCUCCAGUUACGUCUCCGGAGGCUCAACACGCCUGCCUUUGACACAUUUACGUUUGACACCAAGUGCCAUUAUUGUUAAACUGCCUCUGUUGGCUAGCUAGCUAAAGUAUGCCGGGCACAGCAAGGAGAGGUGAACUGCCGCCGACCAGAACAAUAAUUGUCUACAAGAACGGAGACGCUUUCUUUUCCGGAAGAAAAAUAGUUGUGAAUCCGCGGUAUUUGUCAACCUUUGAUAGUUUUUUGACCUUUUUGACCAGAGGGAUUGAGGCUCCUUUUGGCGCCGUGAGAAGGCUGUACACUCCCAGAGAAGGCCACAAAGUUCAGCAUUUGGACGACUUGAAGCAUGGGAGUGUAUAUGUUGCAGCCGGAAAUGAGAAGUUCAAAAAGCUGGACUAUUGUGAGAUAACAACAAAGAAGCCACAGAAAAAGAAAAAAGAGCAGAUCCGACCUGUUGUUCACAGCAGAAUAGUAGUUUCUGCUCGCUGGAAGAUAACUACAGACGAAUCUUGCACUAUAAAUGUCUUUACCAACGGAGAUGCCUUGGUUGCUCCAGCUCGAAUACGGAUCCCAAAGUAUACUCUUAGAAGCUGGGAAAAUGUUUUAGCCAUGGUGACAGAGAAAGUGCGUCUUCGCACUGGUGCUGUGUUCAGGCUUUGCACAUUAGAUGGACGUCCUGUCUGCGGCCCCUCUGAACUGGAGAACAAUCAGUACUAUGUCGCGGUUGGUGCUGAAAAGUUUAAAGCUCUCCCAUAUGAUCACUACGACCCCUGCAGGGAUUUAAUCAAGGAAACCAACGUGAUCAAACAGUAUGACACCAAUGAUUUUUGCCAAAACAUCCUGCCUGCUAUUAGAAAGACAAGACAUCCAAAGGAUGUGUUUGCUCACACAGGCUUUAGAGAGGACCUUGAGCACACAGCCAGGGGGCAGAUGAAGAAACAAGCCAAACCGGAGAGAACCAAACAACAGAGGCAGGUGUCCAGAAACCCAGUUCUCUUCUCGACAGGGGAGGGCAGUGUGUUCAAUGCACAAAACAAAAGAAGUGAGAUGGCAGGAGCAGCGGAGGUGCAGGAAGACCGCCAGGUGAAGGUGGACCUGCCUAUUGAUCAGGUUGAAGCCAAGAUAGUUGACGAGGAGUAUGAGAAUGGGAGUUGUUCUGUGAGUCCCCGCAAGGCCUCCCUCCAUGAUUCAGACAACUUGCGUUUGCAGAGGUCUUUGUCUGCAGGUUCCAGGAAGGAUGAGGCUAAAGAGAGGGAGGCGUCUUCCAGGCUUUGCAGAAUACGGUCACGGGUCUCCCGGAUUUUCAAGGAAAAAAUGAAACCUGAACAUUCAUUGCUCUGAUCCACAUGACAUUCAUUCAAGAGCCAGAGCCACAGCAUACAGUGUCAGACUGCUAAGGACCAGACGUCCUCUUUCUCUUCUGUCUCCAGAAGCCAGCUGCUCAUGUAUAAGAUGAAACCGUGUUAAACCAAAUAAAAAUGUCUUUCCUCUUGACAGCC